AUGGCUCAUAUUGUCUCCCAUGGAAUCAAAUCUCUCGGUGUGUUGGGUGCAGGGCAGAUGGGAUUGGGCAUCGCGUAUGUCGCUGCUCUACGCGCUAAAGUGCCCGUACUUCUCCAUGACCGUUCCGACGAGCAGAUCAGUAAAGGUCUGAAGUUCAUGGACAAGCUGCUUGCGAAGGACGUAGCGAAGGGCAAGAUACAGGAGCUCGACGCGAAGGAGGCGAGAGACCGUAUCACCAUUAUUGACGGAGCUCGUGGUCUUACGGGUCUCCGGGAUGUAGAUAUGGUCGUCGAGGCAGUGUCAGAGAAUCUUUCUCUAAAACAGACUAUAUUCAAAUCGUUAUCUGCGGAACUGAGACCAGAUGCUAUCCUUGCUACGAAUACCUCUUCAAUAUCUAUCACGAAAAUUGCUGCGGCUACCAUCCCUGAAGGACAGACAUCGGCAUCAGAAGCAGGAAAGAAGAGCGCGUCACGUACAGUGGGGCUCCAUUUCUUCAACCCCGUACCUGUUAUGAAACUCGUUGAGAUCAUAUCUGCCCUACAAACAUCUCCAGAAACAUUGGAUACUGCACGCUCGUUUGCAAUCGCAUGCGGCAAGGAAGUGACAACUUCGCAGGACGUGCCCGGAUUUGUUUCUAACGCUCUCUUAAUGCCCUUUAUCAACGAGGCAAUCAUGUGGCUCGAGAAGGGGGUGGCAACUCGCGACGAUAUAGACAAGACUCUGAGACUUGGCAUGAACCAUCCGAUGGGACCGCUGCAACUAGCCGAUUUCAUUGGUCUUGAUACUUGUCUUGCCAUUCAACAAACGCUCUACCAAGGAACCGGGGACUCUAAAUACCGCCCUAGCGUCCUUCUUGAACGAAUGGUUGACGCGCAAUGGUAUGGAAAGAAGAACGGAAAGGGCUUCUACGAGUACAAGAACGAAUAG
Messenger RNA from Heterobasidion irregulare TC 32-1, 927 nucleotides. RefSeq lists its product as uncharacterized. Gene Ontology annotation, molecular function: NAD+ binding; oxidoreductase activity, acting on the CH-OH group of donors, NAD or NADP as acceptor. Gene Ontology annotation, biological process: fatty acid metabolic process. The coding region runs from base 1 to 927 and encodes 308 amino acids. Lineage: Eukaryota; Fungi; Basidiomycota; Agaricomycetes; Russulales; Bondarzewiaceae. The transcript is spliced from 9 exons. The record is from RefSeq and is a predicted model, not a curated record.